AUGGACACCCCCACGGCGAAGGCGUCGUGGAACGCCAACUACGGCGUCGUCGGCAGCGGGGACCGUCGCCUCGCCUUCUCCCGCCAGCUCUCCUCCAACGCCAUCACGCCGCGCCUUGCCCGCUCCGACUCCUCCAUCUCCAUGCCCAUCCCCCUUCCCCUUCCCUCGGUCUACGAGGGGCCCAAGCCCAGCAGGAAGCUCCUCCGCCUCGCCACGGCCAGCCGCCCCAUGCGCCGCCUCGCCCUCCUCCUCGCCCUCAACGUCGCCUACUCUGCCACCGAGUUCGCCAUCGGCCUCUUCACCGGACGCGUAGGCUUAGUCUCAGAUGCUUUCCAUCUCACCUUUGGAUGCGGCUUGUUAACUUUCUCAUUGUUCGCUAUGGCUGCAUCUCGAACCAAGCCUGACAACCUCUACACUUACGGGUACAAGAGAUUGGAGGUUCUGGCUGCCUUUACAAAUGCUCUGUUUCUAUUGUUCCUGUCUUUCUCCUUGGCUGUUGAAGCAUUGCAUGCUUUUAUGCAAGAUGAAUCGGAGCACAAGCAUUAUCUCAUUGUUUCUGCUGUCACCAAUCUUUUGGUUAAUUUACUUGGUGUUUGGUUCUUUCGGAGCUACGCUCGUGUUAACAUAGUUUACAGGAAUGCAGAGGAUAUGAACUACCACUCGGUCUGUUUGCAUGUGCUGGCAGAUUCGAUACGGAGUGCAGGAUUGAUACUAGCUUCUUGGUUUCUUUCAUUGGGGGUUGAGAAUGCUGAAGUUCUGUGCCUGGGAAUUGUCUCGGUGGCAGUUUUUAUGCUGGUUCUGCCGUUAUUUAAAGCCACCGGUAAUAUCCUACUGCAAAUUGCACCUAGCAAUGUGCCACCUUCAGCAUUUACAAAGUGCUCCAGACAGAUUGCUGCUUGUGAAGAUGUCUCCGAACUAUGGCAAGGUCGAUUCUGGGAGCUUGUUCCUGGUCAGGCAGUUGGAUCUGUCUCCAUCAGGGUGAAGAGCGGCGCAGACGACCGGGCAGUCCUUGAAUACACGCAUGGUCUGUAUCAGGAUUUGGGCAUACAGGAUCUGACCGUCCAUACUGAUGAGUCGUAG
Molecule: messenger RNA, 1080 nt
Organism: Miscanthus lutarioriparius
Lineage: Eukaryota; Viridiplantae; Streptophyta; Magnoliopsida; Poales; Poaceae
Source: the annotation of a GenBank genome assembly